Molecule: messenger RNA, 555 nt
Organism: Eruca vesicaria subsp. sativa (arugula)
Lineage: Eukaryota; Viridiplantae; Streptophyta; Magnoliopsida; Brassicales; Brassicaceae
Source: the annotation of a GenBank genome assembly
AUGAAGUUCUUCAUUUAUCUCAUUGGUUUCUUUGUCCUUUUGAAUGGAAUCACGGCCAACAAGGAAGCAGAUUCUAUUAUUCAAGAUUCUUGCAAAAAAAUUUCAAUUGUAUACGACUUCUGCGUAGCAUCUAUCAAAGAAAAUCCAGAGAGUCAGAAAGUGAAAAAUGUUGAUGAUUUGAUCAUAAUAGCAUUGAAAAACGCCAUGUCCAACCUGACACACGUGAAAGGAACUGUAGAAAAGGUUCUGAAGGACAGAAAGUAUAAGAGUAAGGCAAUUGUGAAGCCAUUGCACAAUUGCAUCAAAUAUUAUUCCGAGGGCACUGACUUGUUAACAAAAGUUUUAGAGAAUGCGAAGUUAAGGAACUACAAAAAAGUUUUGGGUAGUAUUACUGAUGCAAAAGAUGUUCCGUCACUUUGCGAAUCUGGAUUCAAGGGGGAAAAUGAGCUGAAAUCUCCGGUGAAGAAAGGGAACCAAGUUCUCUCGGUUCUGAUAAGCAUUUGUGAAACUAUUAUUUAUUCCUCUGCCCGUAAAAACUUGUCCACCAUCGUAUAG